CUAAUUAUUCUAUUUUUAUCUGUUUGCGACUCCUCCUUUCACUCCAAUUCAUGGACGCGUAACAAACAUUGGAUCGAGAAGAUAAAGAAGAAGAAGAAGAAGAGAGUGAAGUGAGUUCCAUUUGGAAUCGAGAGAUGAGAGGAGAAAGAGAGAGGAACAGCAGCAACACAGGGACAGGGACAGGGACGGCGCAGAGAAGGAUAGGGUACAUAAACGCCCAAACGACGUCGUUGCAGCAGAUCCGUCCCUCUCUCAUAACGUGGUUCCUGCAGCGACCCCACUCCAUCCCCUUCGUGCUCGCGCUCUUCCUCUUCCUCGCCUGGAUCUCCCUCCGCGUGCAGCGCGCCGCCCACACGCUCCCCCGCUCCUCCGCCUCCGACCGCCGCGACGCCGCCGCCAGCCUCGUCCGCUUCCUCCCCUCGCGCGCCGCCAAGGACAACCGCGGCUGGCUCUUCGACCCCGUGGCGCUCGCCCUCGCUUCCGGCCUCAAAGGUGGAGCUGUCACGUGCGCCUCGCUUCACGUGGGAGAAAUUCGACCUGGCAAAUUCAGAGGGAAUCACAGACACCACGAUUCCAACGAGACUUUUCUCAUUUGGGGCGCUGCCACCAGGUUUAGGUUAGAGAACAGCGAGGAAGAUAAUGGUUAUGCCGAAGUGACCCUUGACAGAGAUGAAAUUGCUGUAGCUGCCAGUCCAGUUCACACAGCGCAUGCUCUAGUGAACAUUGAUCCCAUUCGUAGUACCUUCUUUAUAGGGUGUCAAGACAGUAUCGUAAACUAUAAUGCCUCUACUGACUUUAAUGUAUGGAAAGAUCUUUGAACAUUUUUUUUCUUUUCAUUUUGUUUCUGAAUCUGAAAUGUAUCUGAGUCUCCAGGUUGCUGCACAGCAUAAUGAAGUUUUAACCUAUUAGUUUUCUGUACAA
Molecule: messenger RNA, 921 nt
Organism: Cajanus cajan (pigeon pea)
Lineage: Eukaryota; Viridiplantae; Streptophyta; Magnoliopsida; Fabales; Fabaceae
Product: RmlC-type cupin
Cellular component (GO): trans-Golgi network; endosome
Source: RefSeq, a predicted model, not a curated record